AUGACGGGAAAACAUACCGACGCAUCGACAGCACGGACUGAUAAAAAACCAAACACGCGGACAGAACUACAGGACAAGCAAACAGACAGACAGGAGGAAGCGACGGACGCACUUAAAAAACAGUCAGACAAUUGGACAAGACGUACAAGCAAGGACGAACUGAGGAUGACGGGGUCACCCUCAGAGGAUGAGCUCUUGGCCUCCAGCCAAGAAACAGUUGAGGGCAAAGCUGUGGGCCACAGUACGCCAACAACCAUAAAUGAACCAACAACAUCCGCUAACGCCAUGGGGCAAAAGCGCACUAAUAAAGGCCCAUCAAGGUAUAAACUCUACCAGAGGUCUCUCGCUAUCCUUGGCAGGAUUCGUAAAAACGAAACCGAAAGUAAAGCUCAUCCCAAAGAUGAGGCUGACAAGGCAAGGUGCCAAAAGGUGGUGGACGAAUACCUGGCAUUCCAAACCGCCCGAAAGACAGAGGCCAAAAAACGUAACCAUUCGCAAGACGAAAACAAGAGGGCCACAAAGAAGCACAAGGUCUCAGAUCAGGGUGCGGUUGUCCCCAAACUUACCAAACCAUUCAGUGAGGUGGCACGGGACCACCUUCAAAUGGCACUGGUGGACGAAACUUCUAACCGCGGCAAACCUGUGCUUGACAAAUGGUCGGAGAUUGAGGCACGGUUGUCUCGCAUAAUUGUCGACCAUGUCAUGGCGAACCCGGAGGGUCAAUCCCCAGGUUUCGACUCGGUGGAAGUGGUUCGCGGUUGCCGGGUAAUCAAAUGUGAUGACCAAUACUCAUUGCAUUUCCUUACAAACGUGAUUGGCGAAAUUCAGAACAGCUGGGAUGGCUUGAGGCUCAAGCUCAUUCCAGCUAGCGAGAUACCACGAAGGCCGAGGGCUCGCAUCUGGAUACCAAACAUGGAGUUUGAAGCCAAUCAGUUAAUUCCCUAUCUCCAGGCUCACAACCGCUCAGUGCCGAUGGCCGAUUGGUCGAUCAUCAAAGCGGAGGCUCCGCAAAAGCACAGCGUGUCGUUCCUCCUUCAAAUCACAGAAGAGAGCCUUGAACCACUGCAAAAAGUGGAAAAUAAACUUCGGUUUGGCAUACGGAAGGCCCAGCUGAAGAUAUUCCGUUCUGCGAAUCCGGAGGAGGAGCAGGAUGAGGUCGACGGCACCAGCGAACUGCUGAUUGGCAUGCAGUUAAAUGAUGCCGAACCUGCGGAAGCAAACCAAUAA
Messenger RNA from Anastrepha obliqua, 1227 nucleotides. RefSeq lists its product as uncharacterized. The record is from RefSeq and is a predicted model, not a curated record. NCBI's taxonomy places the organism in Eukaryota, Metazoa, Arthropoda, Insecta, Diptera, Tephritidae. Bases 1 to 1227 code for a protein of 408 amino acids. The transcript has a single exon.